CAGGGGCGGAGCAAAUCUUAAAACGUUGUGUCCGACCGCUGAAGUCACCCUGCUCUGCUCUGAAUAAAAGAGAGUUAGGCCUGCUUGUGAAGUUAUAUCAGAACAGACCAAAGUAGACGCAAAUAUCCUCACCCAGGAAGCGCGAAACAUAACUCGGCAUGGAAGACAGCAUGGCAUCUGAAAUCGACAUGGGGCCAAUUCGGCCACAGAACUACUUAUUCGCCUGUGAACUGAAGGCUGGAAAAGAAGUUAAAUUUAACCCAGAUGAAAACGGAAGCGAACACCAGCUAUCCCUUCGAACGGUAUGCGUGGAUGGAAGCACGAAAGAUGAGCUGCAUGUGGUUGAGGUGGAGGGGUUGAAUGCAGAAGGUGAACAGAUCAAAGCUAUGCUGGCAGCACUGAAACCAUCCAUCCAUCCCACAGUGUCUCUUGGUGGCUUCGAGAUCACACCCCCGGUUGUGUUCAGAUUGAAGAAAGGCGCGGGUCCUGUCCACAUCAGCGGCCAGCACCUUGUUGCUCUAGAUAAUGACAUGUCCUCUGAUGAUGAUGACGAUGAUGAUGAGGAGAUGGACUACAAGACCGCGAAUAAGAGGCCAGCAAACUUCCAGGCAACUAAAACGAUUCAGAAAAAAAUGAAAAUGGAGGAUGAGGAGGAUGACGACGAAGAGGAGGAUGAUGAUGAUGAUGAUGAUGACGAAGAGGAGGAGGAGGAGGAGACUCCAGUUAAGACUAAGCCCCCACAGAAAACCCCAACAAAGGGAGCUUCCAAAGAGAAUGGCAAACUGUCCAAACCUUCAACACCAGCACAAAAACAAGAACCUAAGACACCAGAUGGCAAAGGAAAGCAAGGCCCGAAGCCCAAGAGCCCAAAGUCUCCAAAAGCUCCCAUGAGUGUAUCAGAUAUUAAGGAGAAGAUGCAGUCUACUUUUAAGGGUAGCCUUCCAAAAGCUGAAACCAAAUUUGAAAACUUUGUGAAGAACUGCUUCAAAGUGGAGGACCAGAAGACAAUUCAGGAUCUUUGGAAAUGGAGACAGACACUUGUGGAGAAAAAAUAAUCUGCAUUUUAGCCUCCUUUUUUAUUUCUGUUGUAUUUCUUGGAGGUUUUUUGCUCCUGUCCUGGUCUGAAUCCUUUCUAUAUCUCAAUCCAUGCCAAGGCUGUAGGUUGAAGUCUGGAUGCCUGUGGUAGAAUUUCUAUCCUGCCUUUUGCACAGUUUUAAUUGAUACGAAUGAUGUGUGCUCUUUUUGAAAGGGAGCACAGUCUAAGGUAGCCAAACCAUUGGGUUACUUUGCAAAAAAGCUCAAAUUUCAAUAAAAAUUGAAAACUA
Molecule: messenger RNA, 1325 nt
Organism: Polyodon spathula (Mississippi paddlefish)
Lineage: Eukaryota; Metazoa; Chordata; Actinopteri; Acipenseriformes; Polyodontidae
Product: nucleophosmin-like
Exons: 11
Coding region: 159-1055 (298 amino acids)
Biological process (GO): ribosomal small subunit biogenesis; ribosomal large subunit export from nucleus; chromatin remodeling
Cellular component (GO): ribonucleoprotein complex; cytoplasm; nucleoplasm
Molecular function (GO): chromatin binding; histone binding; RNA binding
Source: RefSeq, a predicted model, not a curated record